Molecule: messenger RNA, 2268 nt
Organism: Papilio machaon (common yellow swallowtail)
Lineage: Eukaryota; Metazoa; Arthropoda; Insecta; Lepidoptera; Papilionidae
Product: PI-PLC X domain-containing protein 1
Exons: 9
Coding region: 246-1688 (480 amino acids)
Biological process (GO): lipid metabolic process
Molecular function (GO): phosphoric diester hydrolase activity
Source: RefSeq, a predicted model, not a curated record
AGAAGCUGCGAUAAUAUCUGUCUCGUGUUUUAUCAAAAUUACACGCGAGAGCCGGUCUUCCAGCUGAUAUGUUAACAGAGAGUUCUAUUAAUGGAUUCCAAUGACCGUUUGUGACUGGCAGACACAAAGGCACGAUGAUUCACAUAACGUGAAGUGAACAGUUGCUUGCUUGUGUUCAAUUGUAGCAAAAGAAUGCCAAAUCUGUUGCUUGUAGUGAGCCAGUGGCGCGUGGGCCACCGAUCGAUAUGGUCGUUGCGUGGGUAGCUGCGGUAGUGCUCGCCGCAACCGCGCUUGGCGCUACUAUUGCGCGUAUGACCUAUAGUGCGAGUAAUACCUCUGCGAACGCCGUCGUCUCAAACUUUCAUAAACUCAAGUCGAAUUGUGAGGAACUUACAACGUCGACAGAAAAACAAUUGCUAGAGAAAUCGAGUUGCGGGAGAGUUUGGGUGACAAUCCAUUCGCCUGCGAUCAGAUUGGCCGGCGGAGGGGAAAUACUGGAUGCUAUUGAACUUAACUGGGACUUUGCCGAUUGCCACGACGCACCUGGACAAAUUGGUCUUUUUGAUCAUCAACCUGGUACGUGGAAUGAUGCGUUAGUUUUCUACCCGAUAGAGUCACCGCAAGGUCGCAUCGUGACGAAGACAUCUCUGGGAGCGAGCACAUUGCCUGCUGGUUGGAACACCGGCGCUGGUGCUAAAGGACCACACUGUCUAUGGCCUUGGGUCGGCGCCGGACAAUCAAAAGACAAUGCCGAAAUCAAGGCGUAUAACUGCUUGAAGAUACAACCAACAUGGAUGGAAGAUAACGCAGCUAAGAUCAACAAGCUCCGGAUCGGUCAUUUGGUGCUACCAGGCGCACAUAAUGCGGGCGCAUGGAGCUUCGACACGGAAAUCAGCAGUGUGACCAGAGACAAUUUCGUCCUCUGCCAGGACCGCUCCAUCUGGGCGCAGCUCGUCCACGGCAUCAGAUACUUGGACUUUAGGAUAGGAUACUAUGAAUUUUAUACGGAUAAAGAUGAAAGAUACUGGUUAAAUCACAACUUAAUACGAGUCCGUCCUUUGGCGCCCUUACUGAAGGAAAUUAGAGCUUUCUUAGAUGCCACUAACGAGGUUGUCUUUCUGGACGCACACCACUUCCCAGUGGGGUUCUACGAGCAGGACGGCAGCCCAAUACGCAGUGUGCACGCUGGCUUGUUGGAUCUAGUGAAGCGUGAACUGGGUCCGCACCUCGCACAUGCGCAGCAACUGGGCACCGGCCCAGGCACCCGGGGACCCACGCUGCAGUCUCUUAUCAACGCUAACAAGCGUCUGCUGUUUAGUUACGUCGAUCAUGCUGUUGUUACAGAAAACAGAUGGCUGUGGCCGAUCCUACCUCACCUAUGGGCAAAUACGAACAGUCCCACUCUCUUAUUCGAGUACUUAGAUGAUGCUAUACCGUCAUCACCACAACCACAUGCGCUCUCACCAUUAUUCUCAGCUAUGGCACAAACGACACCAACAGUACUAGAUAUUCUCCUGCUUCGCGGGUCACUGCGAGCGAAUGCUGAAGCUGUUAAUAAAGUAGUAACCAGUCGACUGUACAACCAAUGGCGACGUCACGCUAACAUAAUCUCAACAGACUUCUUCCUAGGCAACGAUGUCAUCGACCUAUCGAUAGCACUUAGCUCAGAACGAGGAGCUCGAUUAUGACGAAGUGAAACAGCUCUACGGGUAAAUAGGUCGAUUUGAGGUCGCUCGUUAGCAAGCCGCCUCGCAAUUUGUUCUGUUCACACCGCACAGAUUUAUCUAGUUUAAUAAUGAUCGCAUUCAAUGCUACACUGCCAUACUUUCCAUUGGGGAUACUAUAGUGAGAUAUUUUGUAAGUUCUAUUUAGAAAUGAACAUAUCAUAUAUUCCGGAACAGAAGUUUACAAGCUUCAUACUCUAAGACUACAGGGACUGCAGUUUCAAAAGCUCAUCUUGUAUCAAACUUAUGUAUUGACACGCGAUGUUUCUAGUUCCGUAGUCAUUAAGAAAAUUAUAGAGGUUCAAAAAUUAACAGAAAAAGCGCAGCAAAGAUCAAUAUAUGAAAAGAAACUCACGACUAUUGUUUGUAUUCCAAAUGUAAGUCAUUGCGACUAUGAUAUAAUAAACUUAUCGGACACUAAAUAUUCAAUACUUACCAUAAUGAAAAUGCGCAUUUUCGAGUUUUGGGACUUCUGCUCAGCAAGGAUGUUUUUUGUACAUAUGUAAAUUACGGUAUUAUAUAAGAAUACAUCGAUUGUUAGACA